CCAAGCGGAAAUAGCGGAGUUUGUUUGGUUACUAUGAUGCUUCAUCUGCUUGUCAAAGGUAGCGAGAACGGGAUAGAAAGACCCUCUCCGCACAGAAGCGUCUGUUUUGUAUGUUUCCAGGGUUGUUCUGACGGAUGCAGGGUGUGACAUUAUGGCGGGGGUUGAUGAUGAGGAAUGCGCGCUUGCAUUGAUCUUAUACUACUGCCAGGAAAAGUACUCCAGUCAUGUUGUAGAUGUUUCCAGUGAAGCUCAACGGAAGUUCAGUCAUGAUUCAGUCUUCGCAUUCCUCCACGCUUAUGGGCUGCUCAUGCAAGAGCAAGUGUUGGAUGCCAUUCAGGAGCUGGAGCAGCUGAAGGAGAGAGGAGACGUUUCCCUCGGUGUGCUCAUGGCUCUAGUUUAUGCCCACAAGAAAAGACCAAACCCUGACCGUGAUGUGAUCCAGGAGCUGGAUGGAAGGGUGAAGGAGGAGAGGAAGACGGCGAGUCCCAAAGCUCUGUAUUACGCUGGCAUGCUGCUGUGGCUGCUGGGUCGCAAUGACAAAGCCAGAGAGUAUGUGGACAGAAUGAUCAAGAUCUCCAGUGGCUCUAAAGAGGGAAUUGUACUGAAAGGCUGGAUUGAUCUACGAUCUAACAAAGAUGCCUAUGCAAAGAAGUCUGGGAAAUACUUUGACGAGGCCCUGAAGGAGAAAAGCCUUUUUCUGAACUUCAGGCUUCUCCAGCGAGAUAAAAAUAACCUGGAGGCUCUGAGGAUGCUGGCGCUGCACUCUCUCUGCAGGGAAGGAGAUGUUGGAGAGUGUGUAAAUCAACUAUCAAAUCUGAUCAGUAAUCUGGACAUUCAAGAACCGAACAAUCCAGAGCUCUUCUACAGGAUGUCUUUAGCGUUCACUCGAGUGUGUGGAAGAGCUGAGAAGGUCCUUCAGCACACUCACAGGAUGGUGGAGCGGGCAUUUGCACAGGCCUCGAGCGACUCUGAACUGGCCACAGAGAUGGGCUACCAGCUGGUCCUUCUGGGAAGGGUGAAGGAGGCCAUGAAAUGGUACAAGACAGCAAUGACUCUCGAUGAGGGCAGCGUCUCCGCUUUGAUAGGUAUCAUCAGGUGUCAGCUCAUGGAGGGACACAUAGAGGAUGCAGAACAGCAGCUGGAAUUCCUAGCAGAGAUCCAGCAGUCCAUUGGCAAAUCAGGGGAGCUGUUGUAUCUACGGGCGCUGUUGGCUGUGAAAAAGCGUCGGCCCCCAGACGAGGCGACCAAUCUGUUAAACGACACUGUGGACACACACUUUUCCGUCCUGCAGGGUUUGCCUCUCAGCGUUGAGUACUUUGAGAAGCUCGACCCUGACUUCCUGCUGGAGAUCGCCAAGGAAUACCUGGCGCUGUCUCCUGCCAAGGCUCCAGCUCCAGGUCAGCCUCCUGCACCUCAGCUGCAGCACUGUGCAUCUGUGCUGGACACGGUGGUCAAAGUAGUGCCUGGACUGCUGCAGGCUGUCUUUCUAAUGGCCAAAGUCAGAUUUCAGUCAGGAGAUAUCGAGGCGGCCCAGAGCAGCCUGCAGCACUGUUUGGAUCAGAACCCAGCCCAUGCUGACGCCCAUCUCCUCAUGGCUCAGAUCCAUCUCGUGCAGGGCAACUUCAAGCUCUCUUCCCAAUCUUUGGAACUCUGCCUCAGCCACAACUUUGAGAUCCGCGAGCAUCCUCUGUAUCACCUGAUAAAAGCUCAGGCUCAAAGGAAGAUGGGGCAGCUUCAGGAGGCCAUUCAGACGCUGCAGAUGGCCAUGAGUCUGUGUGCCGUGAAGAGAGUGGGCUCCUCAACCAAAAGACAGAGUAAGAGAGUUGAGCUCAGCUCGGCCGACUGCGUAUCUGUGUUCCUGGAACUAGCUGAGGCUCUGUGGCUCAAUGGAGAACAGCACGAGGCAGCUAAAAUGAUGCAGGAUGCCAUAAAUGAGUUCACUGGCACUCCAGAAGAGCUUCGAGUUACUAUUGCCAAUGCAGACCUGGCGCUAAUGCGAGGAGAUACGGAGCUGGCACUGAGCAUGCUCAGAAACAUCACGCCAGAGCAGCCCUACUAUAUACAGGCCAAAGAAAAAAUGGCAGACAUCUACCUGAACCACAGGAAAGAGAAACGCCUUUACGUGAGCUGCUAUAGGGAUUUGGUGGACAAAUUGCCGAGCCCUCAUACCUUCCUGUUACUCGGCGAUGCCUACAUGACCAUUCAGGAGCCGGAGCUGGCCAUUGAGGUGUAUGAACAAGCCCUGAAGAAAAACCCCAAAGAUGGAGCUGUGGCCAGUAAGAUUGGAAAAGCACUUGUCAAGACCCACAACUAUGUGAAGGCAAUUAACUAUUACGAGGCGGCGCUGAAGAGCGGGCAGCAGAAUUUUCUGCGUUAUGACUUGGCUGACCUGCUCAUGAAGCUCAGACAGUACGAACGCUGUGAAAAAGUCCUGCAAGAGGCUCUCACACAUGAUCCUGUGAAUGAACUGCCGCUUCUUACUGAGGAUUGUCGCUAUCUUGUGCUUCUCGCCAAAGUCCAGAGCAAAGUCAAUAAAAAUGAUGAAGCGCUACUGUCCUUACAGAGAGUGAGUUGAGUGUCUUUCUCUCUGAAACGAAUGCAUUUAAAUAAAAAAUGCAUGCAAUUAAAAUUGUGAAACUUUUUGACAGAAUAUAAUGAUUCUUUUCAAAAGCAGCAGACGUUUCAGGGUCCCCUGUGAACAGCUGUGCAAGUAAAUGUGUGUGUCUGUGUGUUUGAGCAGGUGAUGUUGGAACUGGCUCAGCUGUAUCUUACUCUGGAUGAUGUCGAGGCCUGUCAGCAGCAGUGCAGUGCCAUUCUGAAGAACGAUCCGGUCAACGAGUCGGCUACACUGAUGAUGGCAGAUCUUAUGUUCAGGAAGCAGGACUAUGAACAGGCUGUAUUUCACUUCCAGCAGCUCUUGGAAAGGAAACCAGACAACUACCCGACGCUGUCCCGCCUCAUUGAUCUGCUGCGCAGAGCCGGCAAACUGGAGGAGGUUCCAAGAUUCCUCGAGAUGGCAGAGAAACACUCGUCGAGGGCCAAGUUUGAGCCUGGAUACAACUACUGCAAAGGGCUCUACCUGUGGUACACUGGUGAACCUAACGAUGGGUUACGUCACUUUAACAAAGCCAGGAAGGACAACGACUGGGGCCAGAACGCAGUGUACAACAUGAUUGAGAUUUGUCUCAACCCUGACAAUGAGACCAUAGGAGGAGAGGUGUUUGAGAACCUGGAUGGAGACGUGGGAAACUCUACAGAGAAGCAGGAGUCGGAGCAGCUGGCCGUGAGAACAGCGGAGAAGCUCUUAAAGGAGCUGAAGCCACAAACCCCAGCGGGACACGUACAGCUGCGCAUCCUGGAGAACUACUGCUAUCUGGCCACCAAACAGAAAGCCAAUGUGGAAAGAGCUCUCAACGUGUUCAUUGAGAUCGCAAACAGUGAGAAGGAUCAUGUCCCUGCGCUGCUGGCCAUGGCCACUGCCUACAUGAUCCUGAAGCAAACCCCUCGAGCCCGAAACCAGCUCAAACGCAUCGCCAAGAUGAACUGGAACAUCAUAGAUGCGGACGAGUUUGAAAAGAGCUGGCUGCUUCUGGCCGACAUCUACAUCCAGUCGGGAAAAUACGACAUGGCAGGAGAGCUGCUGAAGAGAUGCCUACGACACAACAAGUCCUGCUGCAAGGCGUACGAGUACAUGGGCUACAUUAUGGAGAAGGAGCAGUCGUUCAGAGAUGCUGCCAUGAAUUAUGAAAUGGCCUGGAAGUACAGCAAUCAAACCAACCCCACUAUCGGCUACAAGCUCGCGUUCAAUUACCUGAAGGCCAAGAGACACGUGGAUGCUAUAGAUGUCUGCCAUAAAGUUUUGGAUGCACACCCCAACUAUCCACGCAUCAGGAAGGACAUCUUGGACAAAGCAAGAGCAGCUUUAAGAUCAUGACAGAAGGACUGGUGUGUUGUGUGCUGUUGCUCAAUUGUGAUCUCGUCUGUAAUUUCAUAUAAAUUGCGUUUGUAAGUGUCAGUAUAUGAAAUAUUUUGAUAUGACUACAUGCAGUAUUCAUUCAACAUUAAAAACAAGCAUUAAUAAUGGUGCAAUAUUUUUCCUUAUGUACACAGAUAUAAAUAAACAUUUGAAAAAAACACUAAUGUCAGGCUACAGAUUCCACAUUAUAAAACGGA
This is a messenger RNA of Sinocyclocheilus grahami, 4173 nucleotides long. RefSeq names its product tetratricopeptide repeat domain 21B (gene ttc21b). Gene Ontology annotation, molecular function: protein binding. The record is from RefSeq and is a predicted model, not a curated record. Gene Ontology annotation, cellular component: intraciliary transport particle A. Lineage: Eukaryota; Metazoa; Chordata; Actinopteri; Cypriniformes; Cyprinidae. The transcript is spliced from 27 exons. Gene Ontology annotation, biological process: intraciliary retrograde transport; protein localization to cilium.